This is a messenger RNA of Amoebophrya sp. A25, 1383 nucleotides long. The record is from the annotation of a GenBank genome assembly. Lineage: Eukaryota; Dinophyceae; Syndiniales; Amoebophryaceae.
UGAUUAUUUACCUUUUUCUGAUUAGAUUUCGAAAAUUCAAUAUCAAAACCAUGGGAGGAGAUCGGGACGGAACGAGACCGCCCGUGUUCCGAGGGACUCCAACCAAACUCCGCAAGUUUGAACAGCAGGCCCAACUCUUCAUCGACGGGCAUAAAAAGGAAGAGCCCAAAGUAAUCAUCGAAAUGGUACAAUCUUGGGACGAUGAAGUCCAAGAACAACUAUACGAACUUAUUGGAGGAGUCGGAGAAGUUAAGUACAUCAGAACAUUAGACAAGCUACUAGAACAUCUUCACCACAUCGCAUUUGGCAGUCGACGAGAGCAGAAUGCUGUACUCUCAUACCUGAAGCAGCUUCUCGAUCACAAAGUGGAUCAAAGUAGUUCAGUACAACGACAACUCCGCGAAUUCGACGAGAAGGUGACUGAUUUCAACCAGAACGUCUACCAGGCUGGUAUCGGAGUCACCGGAAAACAAGGUGGAGUGAACAAUACUUGUCCUGAAUGCAAUGAAGACAACUUACCUCACAACGACCAUAAAGACUACUGCAGCAUGGGAUAUGAGACCAUGGUCUACCCCAAGGACGUCAUCGGAGACCACAUCAAGAGUCUGCUCCUGAUUAUUAAAAUGAAGUUGUCUGAAGAAGAAAUGAUAGAUUUGCUACACCGAGUCGACAUUCUCAAGUACCAAGAAGUACGAAAAUUCAUGCUUACGCGAGACCGGGCUAAGCGUGUACUACAACAUUCUUCAACAAGUAGUAAAAGAAGCAACGUCUACAAAGUGGCCGGAUUGGACGAAAGCUUUGAAUCAGACUAUGACGUUGUCGGAGAUAGCAGCGAAUUUGAGUCCCAAGAGGACGAAUUAGACUUCGGUGAUCUGUCUCCCACAUCGCAGGAACAAGUAACUGACAUAUUAUUUGCUGGACGCGCCCAACAAAAGGGAAAAGGAAAAGGGCGAGGGAAAAACUCGUACCGUGGAAUCUUCAAUAAGCGAUUUUUACGAGGAUCUCGAGGUGCUGUCGCACAAUCAGGCCGUAAGCGUCAAAACGCCCCAAGAGGAAUUCGUCUAGUAGAAAAGGGAGUAGGUUUCUUCAAAGGCAACUGCUGGAUAUGCGGGAAAAAUGGGCACCGCGCAAGGGAAUGCACGAGCAGUAACAAGGAGGAAUUUCAAAGUAUCCGGGCUGUUGCAUGCGAACAAUUUGGAAUUACAAUCGAUACCACGAGUAGUCUAACGUCAUCUUCUUCGACCUCUACGACCCAGGCAGGCCAUGCUACGAGCGGCAACACAAGUUCUUCGACGGGUCAAGAUCGAUCAGUAUCAUUUGGCACAAUGAACGUGUGCACCACGAGCUCCGAAGAAGGUGAAACAAUGGUAUUUUAUUCUGCUU